AUGUCGAACGGAACCAAUGGCGAGACGACGGAUGCCAGCUCCUCGGAUGAUCGUAAUGCCUCUCAAAGGUAUUUGAGUACCAGGGGCGAGGACUAUGAUUUUUCCUUCGAAGAGGUCGUUCUAAAAGGUCUAGCCAACGAUGGAGGGCUUUACAUUCCGGAGGAGAUCCCUUCAGCGAGCGAUUGGCAGAGCUGGAAAGAUUUAUCAUUUCCAGACCUUGCCCUCGAGGUCCUAUCUUUAUAUAUAGCGCCAUCUGAAAUUCCACGAGAUGACCUAAAGGGAAUCAUUGAUAGGAGUUAUUCGACCUUUCGUGCCCCUGAAACUACACCGCUACGACAUCUUCACGAUAACCUAUACCUACUAGAACUUUUCCACGGACCUACGUUCGCCUUCAAGGAUGUUGCUCUCCAAUUUCUAGGUAACCUCUUUGAGUACUUCCUGGUACGAAAAAAUGAGGGAAAGACGGGCACCGACCGACAUCAUCUCUCUGUAGUAGGCGCCACAAGUGGUGACACCGGCUCGGCGGCCAUCUACGGACUACGAGGAAAGAAGGACGUAUCGGUGUUUAUCCUUCAUCCCAAAGGCAGGGUUAGCCCUAUUCAAGAAGCACAAAUGACCACGGUAUUAGAUGCAAACGUGCACAAUUUAGCAGUCAAGGGUACAUUCGAUGAUUGCCAGGACAUAGUAAAGGCUUUAUUUGCCGAUCCUGACAUUAACUCGACUCUUAACCUCGGCGCAGUAAACUCGAUAAAUUGGGCAAGAAUUCUUGCCCAGAUCGUUUACUAUUUCUACUCUUACUUUUCGCUUGUAAAGUCAUCCGGUCUGACCAUGGGCGAAAAAAUCCGUUAUGUUGUACCUAGCGGAAAUUUCGGCGAUAUCUUGGCUGGCUACUUUGCGCACAAGAUGGGUCUUCCUACGGAGAAAUUAGUAGUUGCGACAAACGAGAAUGACAUCCUUGACCGAUUCUGGAAGACCGGAAAAUACGAGAAAAAGCCCGCCCGUGGUCCGGAAGCGCAAGGGGGUCUAGCGGUCGAUGGCGUCAAAGCUCACGAAGAUGGCGUCAAGGAAACGCUAAGCCCCGCAAUGGAUAUCCUCGUCUCGAGUAACUUCGAGCGAUUGCUUUGGUUUCUAGCUUACGAGUUCGCCUCCGUUGCCGGUAUGGACGCUGAGUGGAACAGGAGACAAGCUGGACAGGAGGUCGCCGCAUGGAUGAAACAACUAAAGACGAGCGGUGGUUUUGGUCCAGUCUAUCGGGACGUGCACUCUAGUGCUAAGCGCGACUUUGAAAGCGAACGGGUGAGCGAUUCGCAGACGAUCGACACGAUUAAGAAUUACUUUAAGAAGAUCGAAUACGUGCUAGAUCCUCACACCGCGAUAGGUGUAGCCGCAUCAUUGCGGUCACUAGAGCGUUCCAAGGUUCCUCACAUCUCGCUUCAACCGCUCACCCGGCCAAGUUUGCCGGCGCAGUUGACCUUGCGUUGA
Messenger RNA from Daldinia childiae, 1482 nucleotides. RefSeq names its product Threonine synthase. Gene Ontology annotation, biological process: L-threonine biosynthetic process. The transcript is spliced from 2 exons. Gene Ontology annotation, molecular function: threonine synthase activity; pyridoxal phosphate binding. The record is from RefSeq and is a predicted model, not a curated record. NCBI's taxonomy places the organism in Eukaryota, Fungi, Ascomycota, Sordariomycetes, Xylariales, Hypoxylaceae. The coding region runs from base 1 to 1482 and encodes 493 amino acids.